Molecule: messenger RNA, 1401 nt
Organism: Penicillium hordei
Lineage: Eukaryota; Fungi; Ascomycota; Eurotiomycetes; Eurotiales; Aspergillaceae
Product: DUF890 domain protein
Exons: 8
Coding region: 1-1401 (466 amino acids)
Biological process (GO): rRNA base methylation
Cellular component (GO): nucleus
Molecular function (GO): 23S rRNA (adenine(1618)-N(6))-methyltransferase activity
Source: RefSeq, a predicted model, not a curated record
AUGGACUCCGCCCGAAGCCUUUACAAAAACGACAUCGAUUUUGCAGCCUUGGCGCUGCAAUCACGGGAUUUCGCCAAGCACUUGAACCAAAACAGCCAACUGGACUUUACUGAUCCAGCCGCCAUCCGACAACUCACCACCACCCUCCUGCAACAAGAUUUUCACCUGAAGGUUGAAAUCCCCGAGGAUCGACUGUGUCCACCGGUGCCAAACAGACUCAAUUACAUCCUCUGGCUACAGGACCUUCUUGACUCCACCGCUGGAGGCCUGUAUGAGGGGUAUGACCGAGACCGGGAUGUCUUUGGCCUUGACAUGUGCGUAAUGAGUCCCUCCAAUCUCCUUAUCAUGCCUGACAAAGCACAGUGGAACGGGAUGCAUCAGCAUCUACCCCCUUCUGGGCUGCGCAGCACGGCCACGGUGGAAUUUUGUAGCAACAGGUACGUUUUUGAGUCCGAGGAUCUUCAGUAUCCACUGAUCAACCCGACAGACAUCGACCCGAACAAUACCCGCACUUCUCAGCAUAACGUGGCUCUGAAUAAUCUGGAAUCACGCAUUCAGAUCAUACAUUCCGACCCCACAGGACCACUCUUCCCACUAGAAAAGCUAGGACACCAAACCCUUGAUUUCGCCAUGUGCAACCCACCCUUUUACACCUCGUCCGAUGAGCUGAAGCAAUCUGCCGAGCAAAAAGAACGAGAGCCCUUCUCAACCUGCACCGGCGCCGAAGUGGAAAUGGUGACCCGCGGUGGAGAAGUAGCUUUCGUGAAGCAAAUGAUCGAGGAAAGUCUUCAGCUGCGUGACCGCAUUCAGUGGUACACAUCCAUGCUCGGCAAAUUGAGUAGUAUCAACGUACUCGUAGAGACGCUAAUCAAGCACGGCGUCACCAAUUUCGCAGUCACUGAGUUUGAGCAGGGAAGCAAGACAAAGCGCUGGGCCGUGGCGUGGUCAUGGGGAGACAGAAGGCCUGCCAUGAACAUUGCGCGUGGAAUCCCCGGCUGCCCGAAGAGUCUUUUACCUUUCCCUGCAGAUUACACAUUCACGCUACCACCCGGCACAUCUAUUGACGCAGCCACUGCUACGAUAAAUGCAGAACUCAGUUCGUUGCCGUGGUUUUGGGCCUGGGAUCAGACACGUUCUGCGGGGACGGGAUUCACUGCAGAGAAUGUGUGGUCAAGAUUCGCCCGCCGGAAGAUGAAACUUGCUGGUGAGGAGAGUGCGGCUAAAUUGAAGGUGAUUCCCGCCCAGGUCGCGCUGGGAAUACGUCUGCAGAUACGGCUGGUCCGCGGGCAGAAACUGGACGAGAAAGAGGUGAGAGUUUUAGUCCGCUGGGUGCAGGGGACAGACACCGUCUUGUUCGAGAGCUUUUGCGGGAUGGUGAAGAGGAAGUUGGAAUCAAAGUGA